UUAAAGCAAUAUAUAAAUCCUAGCCAGGAUCCGUCCGGGAAAAAUGGCAAGAAUGGGCAUCCUAGCUUAUAUAGCCUAAACCAAACACGGGCGGAUGACCAAAAAAGGCGUCAGUUCUGCUGAAGAAUUGCGACACCAACUUUACUGAAAUUCAUGUGACCAAAAUCCAAGAUGCUAUUGCGGUCUUGAGUAGGGUUUAAACCGAGCAUUAACUGGGCAUUUUAUGUGUUUUUUUAGUGAAACCGUAUGUUUCAUUUGAAAAUCUUUCAGUUGUAAACUGUUUACUUUGCAACGGAACAACGUACUCUCGGUCACAAUGUUUUCCACUGUUCUUGUGAGUCAGAUCAUCCUCACACACUUCUGCCUGGCAUUUUGUUUUGUCACCGUAGAGCCAACAAAGGAGGACUUGAAGUGUUUUAAUGACUAUGAGACAGAAAUGAAAUGCAGUCUCUCCACUGACCGUCUCAAAAGCUGCUCUGGAUACAAGCUCAACAUCACACAUACAGAAUCCAAUAUGUUAGAAAGCAUGCACGCAUGUAUCUUUGAGAGAAGUCCUCACAGUGACAACUGUGAGUGCAAAAUUAAAGUGCAAGGGUUUGUUGUAACAGAGAUCUUCAGUACUACACUUCUGGAAGGAACAAAUGUUUUAUUUAGCAAAACAUUCCAGACUGAACACUUCAUCAAACUGAAAACUCCAGUCUUAUCAGUGCAGAAGACUGAACAUGGAAACUUUAAUGUAUCUUGGGAUGACCAGUAUGAAAUAAGACUGAAUGGUCUGAGAAUAAAUCUGACCUAUGGCAUCAAAGGAGGACAUGAAAAUAUAUCAAAGAAGGUGCUGAACACUGUGGGAUCCUUUGAAAUUGUGGGCAAAAAUCUCCAGCCAAAUACCAACUACAUUCUGACAGCAACAAUGAGCACAGACUAUAAUGAUCAUCAUAUAUCUAGUGACCAGAGCGCACCAGUUGAGUUCACCACCUCUUUAUACCCAAAUGAAAUAGCCAAAAUGGUGAUUACACCUCUCUGUUUUGGUUUAAUCAUCAUCAUUUUUGUUAUCUUCAUCUGCAUUUUGAGAAUGAAGACGAAUUGGUGGGACAAAAUCUCCAAGCCAAAAAUAGAUGGCAAUCUUGGAGAGGAGAAGGGUCAUAUUUUGCCUUCAUCUGUUAUGAAGUUCUCUCCAAUCCAUGUAGAGAUUCCAACACUAGACCUUCAGGAGGAUGAGAAAUUGUAUCAGUGCUUCAGUGUUUUGGAAAAGGGAAAUGAUGCAGAUGUUUGUGUGAACCUUUCAGAUGAUGUUGGUGCUGAUGAGAAGUGUAUCAUGAAGAAUCUUAUCGCUUGCUCAAAUCUUUUUAUGCAUGAUGGCAGCGUCACACCAAGUGAUGAAGGAUAUCAGGCUUUUCAAGGCUUAACAAAGAGCACAGAAGGACAGUUGAGCACGAGCGUCAGUACUGAACAAGCACUUAAUGCAUGUGGAGCUUUGAAAUUCCCCCAGAGCACUGGCCAAGAUCCCACAUCUGCGCAGCAAAAUUCUUGGGCCACUUCUUUGCUCGUUAUUCCCGUUAUUCAAAUAGACAGUUCAUAUCAGUGUGUUUAACUGCUCUAAAAACAAAUGAUAAGUACAUGCCUGAAACGUUUGUCAACAGUUACAAUGAAUCAUUCGUUUGAAAUGACCAGUUUUUCCAGUAAUCUACAGUUGUUCCAUUUCUAGUGAAAUGUGUUGAACAAUUCAGACCAGCAAGAGCAAUAAGAGCUAUCUUUUAAAUGCUAAUUCUUUCUUUAGACUCCAAAACCUUGAAUUUGAAAGUUACACUUUGAACAGUCAGAGGCUGUAUGGCAUCUCAAGCUUAAAGAGGUCAUAUGUUAUUAUUAGGGGCCAAGCCCAGAAUGGGCUGUAGCCCCUAUUGUAAUUGUAUUAAUAUAUUUUCGUCCAAUGGGAGUCUAUGGCAGCCCUAUGAAGGGAACAUAGGAAAAUGAUGAAAUUUGGCACACUUGUAGUGAUGGCCAAGAAUUGUGAUCUGACGAACUUUGGGGUCUCUAGGACCAACUCUAUAGCGCCACCACCAGUUCAAAAAUUCAACAUUAAAAUGGUAAUAACUCCUGAACCCCUAAUUCUAGAAAAAUGAAACUUAGUACACGAUUACUCUCUUCAUGCUGAUCACAUUCAAAUAGCUUACAUUAAGACUCCACCCAUUACAGUAGCAGCCAUUUUAAAAAGUACAGUAUUCUUUGUUUUCGCUACUCCUCCUUCAAAAUCUGUCCAAUUUUUCCCAAAAUUGGCUCAGAUGAUCUUUGGACUGAGCUGCACAGAAAUGACUGAACAGAUUUUUUUUAUUCAUCUUUGUUCAAAAGUUAUGAUGACGUGAACUUAACAAAGUCGACCCAAAAUUGGUUCAGAGGCUGUAUCUCGUCCAAACUUUGAUCAAUCGAAACGAAACUUGGUUCGCUUCAUCAACACCAUGAUCUGAGGAUCCAUGCCAAAGUUGGGAACAGCGCCACCUAUGGGUCGUGACAUACCAAAAAUUCACAUUUUCGCUUAUAACUUUUGAACUGUCAGUCAGAAAAAUAUAAACUUGAUGUAUAUGGAUUCCUUGGGUCAUGCCGAAUUUUGGACCUUGUUUCUGUCUAAUUUCUUCUUCUUGGCCUAUGGGAGUCUAUGGCUGCCAAUGAAGGGAACAUAGGAAAAUGAUGAAAAUUGGCACACUUGUAAUGAUGGCCAUGAUUAGUGAUCUAACCGACAUUGGGGUCUCUAGGACCAACUCUAUAGCGCCACCAGCAGUUCAAAAAUUCUCAUUCUCACACCUUAACCUGUCCACGGUAAGCUAUCACACUGGCCCCGAGCCUAUCAAGUCAUAGGUUUGAAUCCAGGGUGGAACGUGGCCAGACCCCAAGAGGUACUGUGGCCAGAAGCGGUGCAGACGUUGCUUUUAUUCCAGACGUCGCAUCUUCCGUGCGCAUUCGUCUUGAAUCAGAAACGUGCGCUUGUUCGUUCUCGUCUGAACUUCUGUUCGUAUUUGAACUUCUGCGCUUCUGAACCUAUCUGCUUUUUCGAUGAACAUUCUAUUUCCGCCGUUGUCACUCUUCCCGCUGUGCGCCACGCUACGGGCCGUUCGUGGGCUUGGCCCCUAUAUUUUUGACUUCUUUUAUUGUUUGAUGCACAUUGAGAGUUACAUUUGUUAGUGUAGAAUUGAAUAUUAAUAUUACCAUUAUUCAGUGUUAGGCAGUAGCGUCACUACAAGUAUUAGUUUAACUACAUUUCUCAGUAGCGUGGUGGUAGCGUCGCUGCUUUCUGAAUCAAAUAGCUUUUCAGUAGCGAAGCUCUAUUUUUGAUCAAGUAGUGCGGUAGCGUCAACAAAAGCUAACGUUACAUUUUUCCAAAGCAUUUCUGAGAUUCAAGCUCAAAUCAGAAAUAUAACUGCUACAAAUCACUGAUCCUGGAUCAGUAAGUGACCCCUCCGCCACUAAAGCUCGUAACGCCAUUGGCUCCUCAAACUGUCAGUCAAACCUCAUUAUUCCUCCCGCCUCUCUGGUCAAUGAAGUGCGGCGCGCAGUUUAGAGCAUCUCAGCUUGUUUGCUGUCUGGAGGUAAAUAAAGAACUGUUGAUUUAAUAAGUACAGCGUUUUCUUUACUCAAAAAACACUAUAUUAAUAAAGGCUAAUGUGGUUUUUUUUUUGGUUUUGUUUUUUGGUUUUUAAGUAGCAGAGAGUGUCUAUCAUUUGUUGUCGAGUCAUAGCCAAAGAGCUUGUGCGAAGUGCUGAAUAUUUUAUAAUAUGAUAUUUUGGCCAAAUAACAGAAAAAAACUGAGCGCCCACAUAGAGACAGAACCUGCAAGUUCAUGAAAACGUAAAUGUGAUGCACGUAGCCUGCCUCUGAUGUGGCGGUAAUGAAGGGAAAAACAUUCGCUGGUCAAAACCUUCGUAUUUGAACUCGAUUUUGGUGAAAUGUUAAUAAUAUAAUGACACAUGCAAGGAUGCAAAUAAACAUAGCCUAUCUGUUGGCCUAUACAUUUAUAUACUAUACAAUAAGAUUUCAUUAAUGUGUUAACUAACAGCAAACAAUGAACGAUACAUUUAUUACAGUAUUUAUUCAUCUUUGUUAUGAAAAUACAGUCGUUCGUUGGUAGAUAGCAAGGUGACAUUGAUUCAAUGUUGAAAUUCCAUCAGAAUCGUCAUUUUGGUUGAGGUUGAAAAUUCAAUGCUAAAUAAUAUUGGAUCAAUAUGUUGAUAAUUCAAUGCUUUUCAGUGUUGAAAAGACAAAUAUUGAAUCAAUGUUGAUUUUUGGUCAGCAUUUCACUGGUGAAACUUUAGACCGUCAGUCCCUCAUUCAGCACUUAAAUAUGGUACAUUUUCCUGAAUUGUAGUGAGCACAUGCUCAAACAACAAAUUCUGGAAAUUUUGUAAACUCAUCACCACUAGCAGCACCGUUAAAUAAAUAAAACUGUCUUCUGGGUAUAUAUUAAGCAUUUUUGUGGAUGACACUCUUUGUUAGAAGAGUUAGAAAUGCCUCCAGUCUCACUUAAUAGCUAUGAUUGAAAUUAAGAUGCAUCAAAAUGUAAGUCAACGAAAGAAAAAAGUACUGGAAAUCCAAUGAUUUUAUUGAUAUUUUGAUGAUUUUCUUUCCUCACGAAGUGAAGGGCUUCCUUUUCACACCAAGCCAAGCACUAAAACUAAAAU
This is a messenger RNA of Onychostoma macrolepis, 4667 nucleotides long. RefSeq lists its product as uncharacterized. The record is from RefSeq and is a predicted model, not a curated record. Lineage: Eukaryota; Metazoa; Chordata; Actinopteri; Cypriniformes; Cyprinidae. The transcript has 9 exons. Gene Ontology annotation, molecular function: protein binding; cytokine receptor activity. The coding region runs from base 317 to 1591 and encodes 424 amino acids. Gene Ontology annotation, biological process: immunoglobulin mediated immune response; production of molecular mediator involved in inflammatory response; cytokine-mediated signaling pathway. Gene Ontology annotation, cellular component: membrane; external side of plasma membrane.